Molecule: messenger RNA, 1498 nt
Organism: Sitodiplosis mosellana (orange wheat blossom midge)
Lineage: Eukaryota; Metazoa; Arthropoda; Insecta; Diptera; Cecidomyiidae
Product: programmed cell death protein 6
Exons: 4
Coding region: 252-785 (177 amino acids)
Molecular function (GO): calcium ion binding
Source: RefSeq, a predicted model, not a curated record
CAGUUCUACGAGAUGACAAUCUGUCAGGCGAGCCUUAGUAUCGCAAUCGCAUUGAACAGUAGAUGUAGUUAAGACAGCAAUUAGAACACAAUUUUCAGCGUAAAUAGUCGCAAAUAGGACAGUAGUAAUUUAGUUUAAACGCAAAUCGAACAAGUGCCAAACAAAAGUAGAUCAGCGAUAAGUUUUCAUAUUAAUUAGAUCAUAUACUUUUUCAAUAUCAACAAAUAACGACAACAUCCGAGAACAAGAAAAUGUCUUUUCAAUCGCCGAUGCCAAACCAACAAUUCCUAUGGGAAGUUUUUCAACGAGUUGACAAAGACCGAAGCGGUUACAUUUCAGCCGAUGAGCUACAACAAGCUCUGUCGAACGGAACAUGGGACUCUUUCAACCCAGAAACAGUGCGAAUGAUGAUCGGAAUGUUUGACCGGGAGAACCGGGGAAGUGUCAGCUUUCACGACUUUGGUGCACUUUGGAAGUACGUUACAGAUUGGCAAAAUUGCUUCCGAUCAUUUGAUACGGAUAACUCGGGCAACAUUGAUAAAAACGAAUUGAAAACAGCACUCAGUUCAUUCGGUUAUCGUUUGUCUGACAAUUUGGUUGGGAUGUUGCUGCGAAAGUAUGACCGAUAUGGUCGUGGCACCAUACUUUUUGACGAUUUCAUCCAAUGCUGUGUUACUCUUUACACGUUGACAUCAGCAUUCCGGCAAUAUGAUACUGACCAGGACGGAGUAAUCACAAUCCACUAUGAGCAAUUCCUCCAAAUGGUGUUCGCUUUGAAGAUUUGAUUGUCGCUCACAACGAGAGGUGCUGCAAAUUAAUCUAAAUCCCUCGAAACAUCUGAUUGUCGCUCUUUAAAAAAAUACCAAUCAGUUAAUUCAAUCUAAAAGUGGUCAAAUAUUCAUCAUUCACCAGCAAAACCAUAAAACACGUGCAAAUAGCAUUCUUAUUUAAGUUGGAAUUUGAAGACAUAAUUUUUAAUCAGUUUUGAUCAAGUAUGAAAAUGAUAUCGAACAGAUGAUCUAGUUCAAUCUCUAUGAUGAAAUAUAGAAUAUAAAACAUUUUUAUCUUCCGUUAAAUGUUAAUCUACAAAUGUUUCUCCCAUGAUGUCAAACGAUUUUACACACAGAGUGAAUAUAUUUUGUCAUUCCGGCACACCACACCUUUUUUUCAUAUUCGUCAGUGUCAAUUGACGUAGUACUCAUAUUAUUACUCUAUUUUACGACAUACACAUGAUUUUAUUAGAACAAAAAGGAAAUAAAUUCAUUUAAAACGAAACAAAAAGAAAUAGAUAUGAAAAAAACACUAUUUCAAACUAAAAUAAAGUAAUUUAAUUCCAUGAAAAUCAGUUCAAUUGUUGGUGAUAUUGAGAGUUUAUGUGCAAAAAAUACAUAUUACAAAGAGUGUCAAAAGACAGUAUAUUUUAUGUAACGUUGGUUUCGUGCCUCAUUUACAACAUUUUAAUCAGUUUAUAAAUAAAAAGCAAUUUUAAAGCAUUCAA